GUUGAACUUUUCCAGCCGCAUCACAUAGUGAGCCUUGGUCCCAAUCGCAUAGAAGAAGCAAGCCGCCAACAGGAUGACCACACAAAAGUUCAACGUGGGCAUCAUUGGCUAUGGACUUAGCGCGAAGAUAUUCCACAUACCAUUCAUCAAUGCCGUCGACGACUUCAAUCUUUACGCUGUCGUCCAGCGAACUCCCAAGGUAGACGAUGAUGCAGGUCGCGAUAACCCUGGGAUUAAAGUCUACCGGUCAGCGGAUGAGCUAGUCAAUGACAAAAAGGUCGAUCUUGUGAUUGUCACGACCGCGCCUGAGUCACAUCUAACAUUGGCCAAGUUAGCACUUCAAGCCAAAAAGCAUGUGGUGGUCGAGAAACCAUUCACCCCCACUUCAGCAGAGGCACGCGAGCUUGCUGAUCUAGCCAAAUCUCAAGGUGUCGUCUUGACCGUCUAUCAGAACAGACGAUUGGAUUCCGACUUUUUAACCUUGAAGAAGUUCAUCGAUGAUGGAACCCUUGGGCGGGUGGUCGAAUUCGAAUCACACUUUGACCGACAUCGUCCAGAACCACCCGCUGAUAACUGGAAGGCGCAUCACGCUCCUGGCACCGGUGCCGUCUACGACCUUGGAACCCACUUGAUGGACCAGGUGGUGCAUCUAUUUGGCAUGCCCAAACGCAUCACCGGGUUUGUUGGAUCUCAACGCGCCGUUAACACAACUGGGUUGGAAGACUCGGCCACAGUGCUCCUGCAUUACGACAACCAGCUGCUUGUCACAGUCAAGGCGGGUGUGGUCAGUCCCGAGGUGGAGCAGCUACGCUUCUGGGUUCGAGGCGAAAAGGGAUCGUUCAAGAAAUUUCAUCUCGACCCUCAAGAAGACCAAUUGAGGAAAGAGGGCAUGAAACCCGGUGAUCCAAACUUCGGCAUUGAGCAAGAGUCUCACCAUGUAGUCUUGAACACGGUCACAGAUGGCGUCAUCACAAGUCGCAGAGUGCCAACCAUUCACCCGCCUCCAACCUACGUCGAGUACUACCGACAGCUAGCGAAAGCCCUUAAAGACCAUCAGGCCCCAGCACCUGUCCCAGUGGAAGAAGCUGUCCAAGUCAUCCGUCUGGUCGAGUUGGCUCGGCAGAGCUCUACUGAAGGAAGAACGCUAGACGUUUGAUAUCAUGGCUCGAUGGCAUCUACUUGUCUUGGCUGCAAGUCCUGGGACGUGAAAAUGGGUUGCUUCGGUGCAAUGUGGAGAUAAGUCAUAAUUCUGGCAUGUAAAAGUACUUACACGAAGCCUUACUGCCUUGUUUGAUUCACGUGUGUAGUUCUAUGAAGCACUAAAGUUGUUGUUAUUACUGCCAUGACUUGACUGGCAAGGCCAAUCACUCAAGGUUUACCACUGCGCAUUCAGUCACGGGGAAAUUUUGGUUACUGCUCAGCCUGAG
Messenger RNA from Exophiala mesophila, 1427 nucleotides. RefSeq lists its product as uncharacterized. The coding region runs from base 74 to 1156 and encodes 360 amino acids. NCBI's taxonomy places the organism in Eukaryota, Fungi, Ascomycota, Eurotiomycetes, Chaetothyriales, Herpotrichiellaceae. The record is from RefSeq and is a predicted model, not a curated record. The transcript is spliced from 2 exons. Gene Ontology annotation, molecular function: nucleotide binding.